GUCAGCAGUAUCCUGGUGAAUAAAUAUGGCAGUCGUCCAAUCAUGAUUGUUGGUGGCUGCUUGUCAGGCUGUGGCUUGAUUGCGGCUUCUUUCUCCAACACUGUACAGGAACUUUACUUGUAUAUUGGAUUCAUUGGAGGUCUUGGGCUUGCCUUCAACUUGAAUCCCGCUCUGACCAUGAUUGGCAAGUAUUUCUACAAGAGGCGACCGUUGGCGAAUGGACUGGCCAUGGCAGGCAGCCCUGUGUUCCUCUCCACUCUGGCCCCCCUCAGUCAGGCUCUCUUUGGUAUCUUUGGCUGGAGAGGGAGCUUCCUAAUUCUUGGGGGCCUCCUACUAAACUGCUGUGUAGCUGGAGCCCUGAUGCGACCAAUAGGGCCCCCACCAACAAGUGCAGGGAAAGAUAGGUCUAAAGAAUCCCUUCAGGAAGCUGGAAAAUCUAAUGUAGAAAAGGAGGCAGGUGAUGCAAAUACAGACUUUAAUGGCGGAAACGCCAAAGAAGAGAAACGAUCAGUUUUUCAAACAAUUAACACAGUUAUGGAUUUAUCCCUGUUUACCCACAGAGGCUUUUUACUGUACCUCUCUGGGAAUGUGAUAAUGGCUUUUGGGAUGGCUACUCCUUUAGUCUUUCUUAAUAGUUAUGCCAAGUGUCAACAUUACUCUAGUGAGAAGUCUGCCUUCCUUCUUUCCAUUCUGGCUUUUGUUGACAUGGUAGCCAGACCAUCUAUGGGACUUGUAGCCAACACCAAGUGGAUAAGACCUCGAGUUCAGUAUUUUUUUGCGGCUUCUAUUGUUGCAAACGGAGUGUGUCAUCUGCUAGCACCUUUAUCCUCCAGCUAUACUGGGUUCUGUGUCUAUGUGGGCUUCCUUGGAUUUGCAUUUGGGUGGUUUAGCUCAGUGUUGUUUGAAACACUGAUGGACCUUAUUGGACCCCAGAGGUUCUCCAGCGCCGUGGGAUUGGUGACCAUUGUGGAAUGCUGUCCUGUCCUCCUGGGGCCACCACUUUUAGGUCAUCUGAAUGACAUCUAUGGAGACUACAAAUACACCUACUGGGCAUGUGGUGUGAUCCUCAUUAUAGCAGGCAUCUAUCUCUUUAUUGGCAUGGGCAUCAAUUAUCAACUCGUGGCAAAAGAGCAGAAAGCAGAGAAGCAGCAGAAAAAGGAAAGUAAAGAGGAGAAGCCAAAAGAAGUUAUUAAAGCAACAGAAUCUACGGAACAGAGAGGCCCAUGAGGCCCCAAAGAGGAGAAACUUCCCAUCUGAAUCAUGAAUAACCAGAGGAGCUUUGGACCAAAAAUACCUGAAAAAUUCUACUGAAUCAUGUUCUGUUAGGGCUGCUCAUCAUUGUCAUGGGACAUUUGUGUGGAAGUCCUACGGAUGAGGGAGCAGAAGGCUAGCUGAGGACAAAGCACAAGCUGACACCCUGCAACCGCCCUGCUCCCCAACUCCUGAAUGGAAUACAUGUGAUGUUCCUCCAGGAAGCUCCCAACUGUCUCAAUGUUAAUACCUGACUAGAGGGAAAAACAACCUUAACUAUGGCAAGGCCUCCAGUAUCUUGUAGGUCCUCUUUAGCAUAUGAAAGUUCUUUAGAAAACCUCUCUUUUCCUUACCUCCCCCAACCCCAUAGUAUAUAAUCAGCCACCCCUCACAACCCCGGUGCAGCAGUUCUUUCUGUCCACGGGUCCUGUCCCCGGGCUUUAAU
Molecule: messenger RNA, 1696 nt
Organism: Mirounga angustirostris (Northern elephant seal)
Lineage: Eukaryota; Metazoa; Chordata; Mammalia; Carnivora; Phocidae
Product: monocarboxylate transporter 1-like
Exons: 3
Coding region: 43-1227 (394 amino acids)
Biological process (GO): monocarboxylic acid transport; transmembrane transport
Cellular component (GO): plasma membrane
Molecular function (GO): monocarboxylic acid transmembrane transporter activity
Source: RefSeq, a predicted model, not a curated record